AUCCUCUUUUGGAAUCUUAGUUUCCUUUGCUUUUCUCUAAGUACUAUAAACAGGACAAAAAAAAAAAAACAAAUUGCUUCCUUUUAACUCUUUCAAAUAAAGAUUACAUUCAUGACUUCCAUUUCUCGAGCUCUUUGCUCUGAUGGUUUCUUUACAAGGCCUCCGGGAGUUCACAGUAUUCAACAGUUAACUUCUUCACUAAUUUCGUCAAAGUUUCAGCCUUUGCUGAGAGAACUGAAGCAGGUUUCUUUGAGACUUGAUAUUUCUAAAGGGAUCAAGAACGCGUCUCAGAGAUUGCUAGAUUUGUUGGUGGAUUCUACGUUCAAAUUUACUGCUCAGCCAUUGCUCCCUUCUCAGAGAAACUUUGCGCCAGUUGAUGAGAUCGGACCUUGCUGGGUCAGAAUUGAUGCUGACCGCAUCGAAGGAGAGGUGCCGUCCGAUUUCCCCGAGGGAUUCUACAUAAGGAAUGGAUCGAACCCGUUGUUUGGAGCUUUGCAAUCAACAGAAUCAGUGUUCGGGAGAUCAAGCGAAACAUGGGUGGAAGGUGAAGGCAUGCUUCAUGCUAUACGUUUCGCUAGAGAUGCUGAUAGCGGAAAAUGGAAGGUGUCUUACAAGAACCGAUACAUACAGUCCGAUACGUUCCGGAUCGAAAAGGAAAAGAACAAGCCCUGCUUCCUCCCUGCCAUCGAGGGCGAUUCUGCUGCCAUCUUAGCCGCAUAUUUCCUCAACCAGCUGAGAUUUGGCAAAAUAAACAAGUACAUCAGCAAUACAAAUGUCUUUGAACAUUCUGGGAAGAUUUACUCAAUUGCAGAAAAUCACAUCCCACAAGAGGUUGACAUUUUUAGCCUUGAGACACUUGGUAAUUGGGACCGCAAUGGAGAAUGGGGUAGACCUUUCAUUGCACACCCAAAGAAAGCCCCGGGAUCUGGUGAGCUCGUCAUUGUUGGGGCCGAUGCAGUGAAACCUUAUCUGGUUUUAGGAAUCCUCUCAGCUGAUGGAAGGACACUAAAGCACAAGGUUGAUCUCAAGCUUGAAAGAAGCAUCGUUUGCCAUGAUAUAGGAGUCACUAACAUGUACAAUAUAAUUCUCGAUUUCCCAAUCACUGUUGACAUAAAUAGGCUAAUCCAAGGUGGACCGCUGAUGAAGUAUGAUAAAGAAAGUUAUGGGAGAAUCGGAGUGAUGCCUCGAUAUGGAGAUGCAGAUUCGGUCAAAUGGUUUGAGGUAGAACGAUGUUGUGUCUUUCACAUCAUCAACUGCUUUGAGAAUGGGGAUGAGGUCGUUGUAAGGGGAUUCCGGUCACUAGAAUCAAUAAUUCCAGGACCAGAUCACGGCCAUGAUAAAUUCCAGUGGUUCUCUGAAGGAUUCAAACCUAUCUCAAAAAACAAAGAGUCUAGUUCCGAGGGUCUCAACAAAGGACUCUUCUUUUCUCGUGUUUAUGAAUGGAGGCUAAACAUGAAGACAGGAAAUGCCAUGGAGAGAUAUUUAACAGGAUGUGAAUUCGCUUUGGAAUUUCCUAUGAUGAAUGACAGUUUUAGUGGUCAACAUAAUAAGUAUGGAUAUGCACAAGUUGUGGACUCUAUAGCAAGCUCUAUUUGCGCGAAGCUCAAAUACAGAGGCCUAGCAAAGUUCUACUUUGAAGAACAAUCUAAUGGGAUUUCCGAGGUAGAAGCUGAAAAGAGCACUGAUGGUGGCAUUAAGGUAGAGCAUCACCAUCUUGGAGAUAAUAAGUUCUGUUCAGGAGGAACAUUUAUAUCUAAAAGGGGCAGUCAAGAGGAAGAUGAUGGUUGGAUUGUCGUCUUUGUUCAUGAUGAAGACCUGAAUUCAUCUCAGGUUCACAUAAUUGACACCAAAAGGUUCGGGAGCGACCCUGUUGUCAAAAUAACACUGCCACAGAGAGUCCCCUAUGGGUUCCAUGGAACUUUUAUCCCGAGACGAGCACGAAAUGAGACAUGAACUCUCCGAAAUCUAGAAAAGUAUUGUACAAAACCAAGACUUGUAAUUUGGAAGACUGAUGCAUGCAGUGGUCGUGAACAAAACACAGUAAAAGUUUGAAGUCCGAAAAUUUCAGCUAGUCCGUGAGUAUCACUUAGUGAGACUUUCAACAUAGUCGCUUCAUUAUCAUGAUAUUCUCACAUAUUGAUGCGAAGCUGAACAGCCCUGGUCCUGUCCUAUCUUUAUUACCAUGAUAUUUCACAUAUUGAUUGGAGUGCUUGUUUCUAUUUCACAUAUUUGUUGAGGUUCUUCGUUCUUGUUUCUUUGUCAAACUAAAGGUCUCCUGUUUCUGAUGUAAAUUUUAAUUAUGUAGUGAAUGUUGUAUAUUUGAGAAGAAACAAACUCAUAAUUCAUAGAU
This is a messenger RNA of Asparagus officinalis (garden asparagus), 2350 nucleotides long. RefSeq names its product carotenoid 9,10(9',10')-cleavage dioxygenase-like. Gene Ontology annotation, cellular component: chloroplast stroma. Bases 112 to 1953 code for a protein of 613 amino acids. Gene Ontology annotation, biological process: carotene catabolic process. NCBI's taxonomy places the organism in Eukaryota, Viridiplantae, Streptophyta, Magnoliopsida, Asparagales, Asparagaceae. The record is from RefSeq and is a predicted model, not a curated record. Gene Ontology annotation, molecular function: carotenoid dioxygenase activity. The transcript is spliced from 13 exons.